Messenger RNA from Colletotrichum orchidophilum, 1089 nucleotides. RefSeq lists its product as uncharacterized. Gene Ontology annotation, molecular function: 2-oxoglutarate-dependent dioxygenase activity. The record is from RefSeq and is a predicted model, not a curated record. The coding region runs from base 1 to 1089 and encodes 362 amino acids. Gene Ontology annotation, cellular component: cytoplasm. The transcript has 4 exons. Lineage: Eukaryota; Fungi; Ascomycota; Sordariomycetes; Glomerellales; Glomerellaceae.
AUGGCGACACAAGUAAACACCAUAACCGCAACGGAGCCCACGAAGCUUCAGCUUCGCGCUGAAACCUCUAUUGACUACAAUCAGGAGAAUUAUCAAUAUGAAAGUUACCUGCCGCACUUUGUGCCAGGAUCUCAGCCACCAUUGGAAGAGUUCCAGCAUGAGGACGUUGGGUUGAGAGCCGAUCGGGAGAAGAAGAACCUGCUAGGAGCUGCCGGAGUCAGCCAUGAAGAAGUCACCCCAGCUAUCGGAACCAAGGUCCACGGAAUCCAGCUCAGUCAGCUCAACUCUGCUCAACUAGAUGAGCUAGCACUACUCGCAGCCGAGCGUGGCGUAGUGAUCUUUCGCGACCAAGAUUUUGCAGACAUUGGGCCCGAGAAGCAAAAGGCCUACGGAAAGCAUUUUGGUCCACUCCAUGUCCACCAGAUGGGUGGUCAGAUCAAGGACUAUCCGGAAUUGCUCCCCGUGUACCGCGACUUUACCGCAGGUGCUGUCGAUAAUGAGAUCAAGGAUAAUGUCACCAGCGUGAAGUGGCACAGCGACAUGAGCUACGAGAUCAACGGAAUGGGCACGACGACUUUCCUGCCUUUGAGCACUCCAUCGUCCGGAGGUGACACGCUUUAUCUCUCCACGACGGAAGCCUACUACGCGCUCUCAGAAACGUACCGGACGUUGCUUCACAGCCUGAAAGCUGUUCAUUCCGGCUUCUCCCAAGCUUCGGUGCACGACCACCGAGACCGGUACAUCAGGGAGCCCAUCGAAACGAUUCACCCCGUCGUGCGAACCCACCCCGUCACCAAGCAACUCUCUCUCUACGUCAACCGGCUGUACACAAAGCGCAUCGUCGGGAUGAAGCAGGAAGAGAGCGCCGCGCUGCUAGGAUUCUUGUUCGACCACAUCGAGAGGGGCCAGGACUGGCACCUGCGCGUCCACUGGAAGCUGGGCACGGUUGUGGUAUACGACAACAGGAAUACUCAGCACUCUGCUCUGCGAGAUUUCCGGGUGGAAGAGGGGACGACUAGACGGCAUAUGUUGAGAAUCACGCCGCAAGCGGAGCGGCCGUACUUUGAGGAGCCCACAGUCUCGCAGUGA